AUGUAUCGUUUUGGAAGAAUUCUUUUGAACCAUCAAAAGUAUUCAUCAUUUUAUCUUCCACUGUUAUCAACAAAAACUGAACAGUAUUCCAAUCGAAUAAAUUCAACGGUGCCAUUUACUUUAAUUUUUGCAGCAAGUUCCUUAAGUUUUUAUGAAAUCUAUAAACGUUAUCGUUUGUAUGCAGCAUCGACUAAUGAAACAAUAGCUUCCACACCAAAAGGUCCAUUACUAGUCGAUGCGCAAAAACCGUUGGUUGAAAAAAUUCCUUAUUCAAAACAAUAUAAUUUCAUCGCUGAUGUUGUCGAACAUGUUGCGUCUGCUGUUGUUCACAUCGAAGUUGAUCUUGAACCCAUGCCAUAUUUUGGACAUUAUAGUUCGUCAAUUGGUACAACAAAUGGUUCAGGUUUUAUCAUUAAUGAAACAGGAUUACUAUUAACAAAUGCACAUGUUGUGAGAAAUAGAAAAAAUGUUAAAAUUAAAUUAGCCGAUGGGCAACGUUUUACUGGAACCGUCCAAUUUGUUGAUAUGGUGGCAGACUUAGCCGUCGUACAAAUCGACUCGAAUAAACAAAAAUUACCUUAUUUAAGUUUAGGCGAUUCUGAUAAAAUACGUGCUGGUGAACAUUGUAUUGCUGUUGGUAGCCCACUAGCCUUAUCAAAUACGGUAACGGCUGGUAUUGUUUCAAAUGUAGGUCGAACAAGUAGUGAAUUGGGUAUAUUUGGACGUGAUAUAAAUUAUAUUCAAACCGAUUGUAUGAUAACAGGCGGUAAUAGUGGUGGUCCACUUGUUAAUCUCGAUGGAGAAGUUAUUGGUAUUAAUUCAAUGAAAGCGAUGACUGGAAUUUCAUUUUCUUUGCCAAUUAAUUAUGCAAAAUUAUUUUUAGCUGAUAUCGAAAAGAAAAAAUUGAAACAGUCAACAACAAAACCAACAGCAUCAGCAACUAGUCGUCGACAAACACGUUAUUUAGGUAUUAAAAUGUUUUCAUUAACACCUCAAAUUGUUGAAGAAAUGCGUUAUCGAAUGCCAAUGACAUUUGCAGUAAGUAAAGGCGUAUAUAUUGCUAGUGUAAUGUUAAAUUCAACUGCACAACGUGCUGGUCUUCAACCUGGCGACAUUAUUAUUGAAGUAAACGGACAUGAUAUUGAGACAUCUGCAGAUCUAAUUAAACAUGUUCAAGAAGAUGAAACAUUAAAUUUAAAAGUUGUCCGAAAUAAUGGACUUGUUUUCGGUAAACAAAAACAAAUAAAUAUGCAAGCAAUGAGAUUUUUACCUUGGAUUCGACGAUCAUACACAAAUCUACAUGUAAAUCGAUUUCUAUCAAACAGUACAAAACCAAAUAAAGAAGUAACUCAACAAGUCCGUCCCACAUCUGAAGAAUCUAAUAUUGUACGCAAAGAUCGUCCACGUCUAGAAGAAGAAGGCUUAGAAUAUGAGUUUAAAAAUGAAUUAGAUGUUUUACGUCAUAAAGAACGUUUAACAGUUGAUUCAACCAAUACACAAUAUAUGACGAUUGUAUUUAAUGGAGAAUACGAUCGAGAUAUAUUAACAUAUCCUGAAUUGUUAACUAAAUCAGAAUCAACUCAAAUGAAUACAUUAUGUGAACGCUUAAAAACAUUUACAGAUUCAAUAGAUCGAAAUAAAAUUGAAAGAGAUAAUCAUAUUGAUAAAGAUAUUUAUAAAGAAAUGUGUAAAUUAAAAUUACAUGGAUUAAUUAUACCUGAAGAAUUCAAUGGUCUUAGUCUAAAUAGUCAAUUGUCUGUACGUAUGUUUGAAGAAUUAGCGGUUAGUCCAACAAUUACUACUCAAUUAUUAGCACAUACAGAAUAUGGUGUUAGAAGUUUACUUGUCUAUGGUACGGAUGAACAACAACGUUAUUAUUUACCUGAAAUGGCUAAAGGUAAUAUGAUCGCAACAGCUUGUAUAACAGAAGCACAAAGCGGUAGCGAUAUAAGAAAUAUUGAAACAACAGCAACUGCAAGUGAUACAGAUCCAAAUACAUAUACAAUCAAUGGAAAAAAGAUGUGGGUUACCAAUGGACUCAAUGCUAAUGUAUUUCUUGUUUAUUGUAAAACAAAACAACGUCAUACAUCUGAUGAUUAUGAUGAUCGUUUUUCAUUUUUUCUUGUUCAUCGUGAUAUGCCGGGUGUUUCUAUAUCACCAGCCAUAUCGACACUUGGUUUACGUGGUCUUGGUUUAACACAUAUUGAAUUUAAAGAUGUAAAAGUUCAUGCCGGAAAUCAUUUAGUAGGACAAUUGGGUGAAGGAUUAAACAUACUAAGAAAUUUACACGGCUAUGUACGAACAACGCUUGCAGGCAUGUGUGUUGGCGUUGGUAAACGUCUAAUUCAAUUAGCAUCUGAACGCGCAAUUCAACGUGAAUCUUUUGGUCGCAAAUUAAUGGAUCAAGGUUUAGUUCAGAAACGUUUAUUUCAUAUGGAAAUUGAUACUUAUACAAUGGAAUCAAUGACAUACUUAACAAGUGGUAUACUAGACUCAUUUUCUAUGCCAGUUAUUUCAAUUGAAUCAGCAUUAACGAAAAUCUUUGCUACAGAUCGUCUAUAUCGUGUAGCAAAUGAUUGUUUAGAAAUAUUUGGUGUCGAAGGCAUUGAAAUAGGUCAUCCAGUUGAACAAUAUCUACGCGAUAUACGUCCAUGGUCUAUGUUUGAUGUACCAAAUGAUGUUUUACGUUUAUUAACGUCAUGGGAAGGUGUGAUGAGUGUUAGUACAGUUGUUCAUGAUUUUGUACGAAAAAUUCGAAAUCCAAUUCAUUUUCCUGGAACAAAACUAAGACAUUUACUAACUGGUUGGACUGCGCAAGCACAAGCAAUGCGUGCACCAUUUAGUUUUAAACAUGAUCUCUGGGAAAAAGUUCACCCAACUUUAGGUAUUCCAGCAAAAGAUCUUGAAUAUGCUGUAUUUGUUUUACGAAAUGUAACGAAAGAAACAUUAACAAAAUCUGGUCGUGAUAUUAUCGAUAAUCAAUUAUAUCUUAGACGUUUAUCUGAAAUAGUUAUGGAAAUCUAUGCAAUGACAGCAAUGUUAGGUCGUUCAUCACGUGCAUAUUCGAUUGGUUUGAAAAAUUGUGAACAUGAAACUGAAAUGACUUUUCUGUAUUGUAAACAUGCACGUACAAGAAUUGAUAAAUUAGCCAAAGAAAUUCAUGAACAUGGACAUCAAACAGGUGACGAACAUUUACAACAUUUAGCUAAACGAAUGCUCAUAGCUAAAGGUUACUCAAUAACAACACCACUUGAACGAACAUAUUAA
This is a messenger RNA of Rotaria socialis, 3267 nucleotides long. The record is from the annotation of a GenBank genome assembly. Lineage: Eukaryota; Metazoa; Rotifera; Eurotatoria; Philodinida; Philodinidae.